UCGAGCGGGAUUUUUUCUCUGUGUGCUUUUUCCUAAGGCUUCUAUGUGUUGUAAAAUAUUUACACAGUUUCAGUAGCCAUUGGGAAUCGGUUUUAAUUGUUUUCUGAAAGAAAAAAGCCUCCCCUUUGAGUUGAUUUGGUGGAGUCGGAUGAAAACCGAGCUGUGUGUGUGCCACAUCUUCCACUAAAUGAUAAAGCCACUUCAAACUGCCGAGACCGAGCUUGAACAGAGACGCUCAAGUCCAUGCUGAUCAAACACGGAUUUUCUUUGUUACUUUCACUUGAGGCCGCUCAGAGUCAGUGGAGCAUCGUAUAUUUUUUGCUUUUUGCUUUUUCUUUAAACCGCUAUAAGUUGACGCGUAAGUUAGGCUGCCUGCAACGGAAUAAAGUGGGAAAGUGGAGCUGAAUAAAGUGGACUGUCUUCUAACCAGGAGCCAAACCUGUAAAGAGGAGCAGAGGAAGCGGAGCAGUCUUCGACGUGGGGAGCAGUAGUGCGGCUUGAGUAGAGAUACCGAGAAGAGAAGGUAGAAACGCCAGCUCGGCCGUCCACCUCGGAGCGCUGCGUCAUGGGGAAGCAGAACAGUAAACUGCGACCUGAGGUCCUGAACGACCUGAGGGAGAACACAGAGUUCACCGACCACGAGCUUCAGGAGUGGUACAGAGGCUUCCUGAAGGACUGUCCCACCGGCCACCUGACGGUGGAGGAGUUCAAGAAGAUCUACGCCAACUUCUUCCCGUAUGGCGACGCCUCGAAGUUUGCGGAGCACGUGUUUCGCACGUUUGACACAAACGGCGACGCCACCAUUGACUUCCGGGAGUUCAUCAUAGCUUUGAGUGUGACGUCGCGUGGUGGGCUGGAGCAGAAACUGCGCUGGGCCUUCAGCAUGUAUGAUCUGGACGGGAACGGUUACAUCAGUCGGGCAGAAAUGCUAGAGAUAGUUCAGGCCAUCUACAAGAUGGUGUCAUCAGUAAUGAAGAUGCCAGAGGAUGAGUCGACGCCAGAGAAAAGAACGGAUAAGAUCUUCAGACAGAUGGACAUUGACAAUGAUGGUAGAUUGUCUUUGGAGGAGUUCAUUAAAGGUGCCAAAAGCGACCCGUCCAUCGUCAGACUGCUGCAGUCGGAUCAGGGAACCUCCCGCCAGUUCUGAGGACAGAGAAACCCACUCUGCUGCAUGAGGAAACCUACCGCAUAAAUCCAGCUUUAUAACGAUCCUUACCUCCCCCUUUUAGCUAACACUCGUUUACAUUGAUGUGUCGUCUCUCUGGAGCUCUUUUAGUUGAAAGUAUUAUUUUUGUGCUUUUCCCAAAACUCUUUCCCAUUUAGCCGUUUUAAUUUAAGUGCCAUAUGUUUAUAUUGACUGGAUUCAAAGCUUAAAGUGUUAUGGCUACCAUUAUGUUACAAAAGGAAACUAAUUGAAUGACUUCGAAUUUGAUUCAACUGUGGCUUAUUGUGGUUUAAGAUAACAGAUGCUUACGAAGCUCUGUAUGCCUUCAUAUAGCAUGGCUCAGUUAUUUGUAUUUUUGGAUAUUGUGAGUACAAUGUAUGUGAAUAAGGAGGCAGGGACUGGUUGUUUUUAUUCCUUUUUAUUUUUGUAACAAAAAUGUCAUUUUGUUUUCACACAAUUGAAAUAAAGUCGUGUAAGAAAAUCUA
Messenger RNA from Gambusia affinis (western mosquitofish), 1650 nucleotides. RefSeq names its product hippocalcin-like 1 (gene hpcal1). The transcript has 4 exons. Bases 566 to 1147 code for a protein of 193 amino acids. NCBI's taxonomy places the organism in Eukaryota, Metazoa, Chordata, Actinopteri, Cyprinodontiformes, Poeciliidae. Gene Ontology annotation, molecular function: calcium ion binding. The record is from RefSeq and is a predicted model, not a curated record.